Molecule: messenger RNA, 198 nt
Organism: Brenthis ino (lesser marbled fritillary)
Lineage: Eukaryota; Metazoa; Arthropoda; Insecta; Lepidoptera; Nymphalidae
Source: the annotation of a GenBank genome assembly
AUGAUGAUCCCGGACGAUAAGGUCAUGGUAAGGGACUGUGACAGUUCAGGUAGUGCUGAAUUAGCUACACAUUGUUCUUCCCAACUACAAGUCGGUGAUUCUGAUAACUGUUCACCGCUGCGCUUUAGUAAAAAUAACGAAGCACGACAAACCAGGAUAGCUGCAAAUAAAGCUAGGGAUAGAAUUAAAAGAUGUUUC